Messenger RNA from Tuber aestivum (summer truffle), 1222 nucleotides. The record is from the annotation of a GenBank genome assembly. Lineage: Eukaryota; Fungi; Ascomycota; Pezizomycetes; Pezizales; Tuberaceae.
AUGUCUACUUUUAUCCAGGAAGAAUCGCUAACGGCCCUCUGCCCCCUCUGCCAUUCCCGCCCGCCCAAGUACCGCUGUCCGGCGUGCGCCACGCGAACAUGCUCGGUGGCCUGCGUGGAGAAGCACAAGCUUUACGCGCAGUGCAGCGGACGAAUCGAUGCUACCGCUUUCGUGAAGCGCAGGGCGCUGCUGUCGUCGCCGGCGACGCUGAAUAGGGACUUUGGGUUCCUGACGGGCGUUGAGAGGGCGCUAGGGAGUGCUGUCGAGGAGGGAGAUGGUGGGGCGAGAGGUGAGAGGGGGAGGCUGGAGGAUUUUUUAAGGAGGAGCGGUGUGAGCGUUAAGUGGGCACCCAGGGGCAUGAAGAGGGCUGUGGAGAACUGUACCGCUGUGUCGAAGGGGAGGAAGGGGAAGCAUGUGAUUUGGACAGUGGAGUGGAUCGUUCUUAAUUCACGGGGUAUCGGGGAGGCGGAGAGGGUUUUGGAUAGGAAGUAAGCUUCGCUUUCCCGCCCCGCUCAUCUCUUGCACCGGGGUUAACUGUAGUAGUGUAUCGGAAAAUACAUCUAUUUCUCAGGCCUACUUCCAUCCUACACCUCCCACUAAUCCUAGCGGCGCCCACGAAAACUCGGACUCCCAACUCCAACCCUCUCGCAAAAAAAUCAAGAAGAAACAGGAAACCCCGCAGACAAAGUUUUACUUGAAAAAGAUUGGAUGCCCAGCGAAUGACCCCGUACUGACCAAGCUCGACGGGAGCAAGUCCCUAUCGGUAGCACUGAGAGGAAGGGCUGUGGAGGAGUUUCCGACAAUACUGGUUUGGGGCGGGGACGGGGAUCCGAUGGGAUAUGGGAUUGAGAGCGGGGUUUUGAUCGAGGUGGUUGAUGGAGGGGAGAUGGAGGUUAAGACGGAAACGGAGGAUGUGCCGGUACAGGACAUGGAAGCUACGGAGGAAGUAAAGCAGGCGUGCAAUGACACCGAUCACAACACCGACAUCCCUCAAACUAUUGAAACCGCCUCUACAUGGCAAUCAAUCGCGCCUAAAUCCAACGACGAAAGCACAGGAACCUAGACGGCCUAAGGCUCCCUUCCCCCCCCCCCCUUUCCUGUCACCUACCUACAACCAUCACCAAACCGCAGCACACGCAACAUACGCUUGAUGUACUCUACCGCUACUCAAAAUAGGUAUCAAGUUAUAGACCAUUGAUUUGUUUGAAUAGAAUUUGUACCA